This is a messenger RNA of Lepus europaeus (European hare), 327 nucleotides long. Its product is annotated as protein S100-A15A-like. Lineage: Eukaryota; Metazoa; Chordata; Mammalia; Lagomorpha; Leporidae. The coding region runs from base 1 to 327 and encodes 108 amino acids. Gene Ontology annotation, cellular component: cytoplasm. Gene Ontology annotation, molecular function: transition metal ion binding; calcium ion binding. The record is from RefSeq and is a predicted model, not a curated record. The transcript is spliced from 2 exons.
AUGACGGACACACCCAUGGAGGACUCCCUCUUCCAGAUCAUCCGCUGCUUCCACCAGUACGCGGCUCGGGAGGGGGACGUGGAGACCCUGUCCCUGGACGAGCUGAAGGCCCUGCUCACGGACAAUGCGCCCCGCUUCAUGGAGGGCUUGGGCCGGAAGCAGCCAUGCUAUGUCACGGAGUUGUUCCGGGCCGCAGACAGGAACAAGGACAACCAGAUCUGCUUUGAUGAGUUCCUGUACAUCUUGGGCAAGCUGGCGAAGGACUACCACCUGCAGUACCACCGGCGGCUGUGUGCCCACCACUGCGCCCAGCACAGCCUCUACUAG